Molecule: messenger RNA, 1518 nt
Organism: Plasmodium knowlesi strain H
Lineage: Eukaryota; Apicomplexa; Aconoidasida; Haemosporida; Plasmodiidae
Exons: 1
Coding region: 1-1518 (505 amino acids)
Source: RefSeq, a predicted model, not a curated record
AUGCAGAGCACGCUCUUAAAAAACGUGCAGGGGCACCUGUGCAGAGGCCGAAAUGGCAGUAGGAAAUGCUCCCAACAGUUGGUGCACUUGAACCCAACAGAGGGGGCACCCCUGGGUGCCAGGGGGGUUAGUUCUGUUGGGGGCUACGCCCGCAAGUACACAAAGGAGUGUGUUGACCACCAUGUUUCCCCCUAUGUGUGGCACUUCACCCUUGACUCCUCAUUUUCACGCCGAGCAAUAAUUUCCUCCGGCAUCUUGAGCGGCAAUUCCCACGCCUUUCGAACGUAUGGCGAAUGCCACGACAUUCUUCCAGUAGAGACACAAAAAUUGAAGCACAGCAUGUUGCCAAAACAUAUGAACUUCGCCACGAACACGAAGAGCAAAAAGACCGGAAAAGAUGCGGACGGAAAAAAGGACAGUACAAAGCAGUACGAAGGAUCUUCCCAAAGUAUGACGAAUGAUCCAUUUAGUGAAGGAAUAAAUGAGUCAAGCGGAUUGAAAGGAUAUCCUUAUGAAGGAAUGGAAAAUAUAGGAGAAAAAAAAAAAAAAUCCAAAUUGAAGGUAUUAGUGUACCUGUUCAUCAUCUCCUUCGGAGGAUACGUCAGCUACAAGGUGUACCAAAAUGACAUGAACUUAUCGAAAGCGGAGGAAAGCAUAGUAAAGGAUUUCGUCCACCUAAUAUACACUUAUGAAGAAAAAAUGAGCAAACAAAAUUCCAAGUUCAUGACCUGCUUGAGUGAAAAAUUAAAUAAACAAAUUGCAAUGUACUUCCUUCAGUUGGAUGCAGACAAGAGCUCAGGGUUCCUCAUCAGUGAUGCGCUCUCCUUUUUAUCUGACCUGAAUAUAAAAGAAGAUAACGCCAUUGUAAAAAGUUUUAUAAAAAAUGGCGUCGGAAAGAACAUGGAAAUGAAGAAGUUGUCUGGGUGUUCUCUACAACAGUUCGCGGAACUCCUAGAAAGCCUCAUCCUCGUUAGCAAAACGAAACAAGAAAAUGGAUUGGCACAAGGGGGGGAAAUCCAAACUGAUAGCAACCAAGAUAACAAUUACCUGAAUGUGCUACAAAAUUAUUUAAACUGCCUCGUUACCAUUGUCAAAACGUCCAACUUAUAUUUGUAUAUCCAAAUGAAGAAGAACGCGGCAUCGUCCUCUGCCUCCUCUUCCGAAGGAGGCCAGGAAGGAGAACAGAUAGAUGACUUAGAAAUGGCCAUCCUUAAUAAGCUCACCAAGUACAAUGAUAAAUACGUACAAAAACAAAAUUUGACUUUGGAAUACUUGUUAAGCAAAGAGGAGUUAUCUAAUUUUAAAAAAAAUGCCAACCUGUCCAGGAGGGAAGAAGAGAAGGAGUUACUCCUGAUCGAGAAAAAAAAAUUGGAAGAGAAAAUCCAACUUAUGUUGAAACUGCAAGAGAAAAAGAACCUAACAGAAACGGAAAUUAAGCGUCUACAAGAUUUGAAGAUAAAACUGAGAAACGUCAAAUAUACGAUAAAGAAGGAAGAGCUGAUGAAGUACUUCCAGUGA